Messenger RNA from Neogale vison (American mink), 1781 nucleotides. It is a transcript of the gene SERINC3, whose product is annotated as serine incorporator 3. The coding region runs from base 82 to 1503 and encodes 473 amino acids. The record is from RefSeq and is a predicted model, not a curated record. Lineage: Eukaryota; Metazoa; Chordata; Mammalia; Carnivora; Mustelidae. Gene Ontology annotation, cellular component: membrane. The transcript is spliced from 11 exons.
GUUUCUGAGGAGACGCCUCAUCUGGCAGUUACCACCGCGCUAGAAGCCUCCCGACCGGCCGCCUGCAUCACCAGCGUCACCAUGGGGGCUGUGCUGGGCGUCUUCUCCCUCGCCAGCUGGGUUCCCUGCCUUUGCAGCGGUGCAUCAUGUCUGCUGUGUAGCUGCUGCCCCAAUAGUAAGAAUUCCACGGUGACUCGCCUCAUCUAUGCUUUCAUUCUCUUCCUGGGCGCUGCUGUAUCCUGUAUCAUGCUGACAGAAGGGAUGGAAUCACAGCUGAAGAAGAUACCUGGAUUCUGUGAAGGGGGAUUUAAAAUCAAUGUGGCUGAUAGAAAAGUGGAUAAAGAUUGUGAUGUUCUGGUCGGUUAUAAAGCUGUGUAUCGGAUCAACUUUGCCUUGGCCAUCUUUUUCUUUGUCUUCUCUCUGCUCAUGUUAAAAGUAAAAACAAGUAAAGAUCCCAGAGCAGCUGUACACAAUGGGUUUUGGUUCUUCAAAAUUGCUGCCAUUGUUGGUAUCAUGGUUGGCUCUUUCUACAUCCCUGGGGGCCAUUUCACCACAGCUUGGUUCUUUGUGGGCAUGGCCGGGGCCUUUUUGUUCAUCCUCAUCCAGCUAGUGCUUCUGGUCGACUUCGCUCACUCUUGUAAUGAGUCAUGGGUAAAUCGAAUGGAAGAAGGAAAUCCAAGGUGCUGGUAUGCUGCUUUGCUGUCUGUCACCAGCAUCUGUUACAUCCUGUCCGUUGUCUUUGCCGGCUUACUCUACACUUACUACACCAGACCGGACGGCUGCGCAGAGAACAAGUUCUUCAUCAGUAUUAAUUUGAUCCUUUGCUUUGUGGUUUCUAUUAUAUCCAUUCAUCCAAAAAUUCAGGAACACAGGCCUCAGUCUGGUCUCCUGCAGUCCUCUGUCAUCACCCUCUACACCAUGUACCUCACCUGGUCAGCCAUGACCAAUGAACCCGAUCGUUCCUGCAACCCUGGCCUGUGGAGCAUCGUCACGCACAUGACGGCGCCAACCUUGGCUCCUGGGAAUUCAACUGCUGUGGUCCCUACCCCUGCUCCACCCGCAAAGAGUGGGCAUUUUUUAGAUGCAGAGACGUUCAUUGGGCUGACAGGUUUUGUUCUCUGCCUUUUGUAUUCUAGCAUCCGUACUUCCAACAACAGCCAAGUAAGUAAGCUGACUUUGUCAGGAAGUGACAGCGUGAUCCUCCGUGAUACAGCUGCCAGUGGCGGCAGCGAUGAAGAAGAGGGACAGCCUCGGCGGGUUGUGGACAACGAGAAGGAAGGAGUGCAGUACAGCUACUUCUUAUUCCACUUCAUGCUCUGCCUGGCUUCCUUGUACAUCAUGAUGACCCUGACCAGCUGGUACAGCCCUGAUGCAGAGUUCCAGAGCAUGACCAGCAAGUGGUCAGCUGUGUGGGUCAAGAUCAGCUCCAGCUGGGUCUGCCUUCUCCUCUAUGUCUGGACCCUUGUGGCUCCACUCGUCCUCACCAAUCGUGACUUCAGCUGAACCUCUGAGAAUUCAUAAAGAUAAGUCAUCUGGUGUUUCAUCACCAGGAAUGGGCCUGUCUGUCCCUCAGGAUUGCAGAUUGACAGCCUGGCUUUGAGGUUAGUGAUAUGGUCUAGGAGUUCAUCAGAGGCAACAGCAGUGGCUGCUACGUUUACCUGGUUGGAGCUAGCUGGGAGAAGACUUGUAGGCCCAUGUGGCCCCUGCCAGAUGUUUACUCUCUGGACUGUUCUUGUAAAGUACUUGGUUGGGAAAUAAAAGCUUCUCUUAUACAUCAAGGA